AUGACUGUUAUGGAAUCAAAAUUAUUGUUUUUACAUGGAUUUUUACAAAAUGGUAAGAUCUUUUCAGAAAAAUCUUCAGGUAUAAGAAAGUUGUUGAAGAAAGCAAGCAUUCAAUGUGACUACAUCGACGGUCCUGUUCAGUUAGAAAAGAAGGAUCUCCCAUUUGAGAUGGAUGAUGAGAGAUGGCAGGCAGUGUUGGACUCACAGACGAACAGAUCGUGGUUCUAUCACAGUGAAAUCUCCAAGGAAUUAGAUUUGACCGAAGCGAUUCAAACUGUGGUUAACCAUAUCAAGGAAAAUGGUCCAUACGAUGGUAUUGUUGGUUUUUCGCAAGGUGCAGCAUUAGCUAGUAUCAUCAACAAUAAAAUCACGGAGUUAAUUCCAUCCCAUCCAGAAUUCAAAACGAGCGUUAUCAUCUCUGGCUAUUCUUUCACAGAACCAGACCCGGAAAAUAAGAGCCAACUCGUCAUUGCUGAGAAAUUCAAGGAUUCAUUCACACCAAAAGCUGACAGCAAGACCAAAAUGAUCUUCAUCUAUGGUGCUUCCGAUGUCGCUGUCCCAAACGUAAGAUCCAAGUACUUGAAAGACAUUUACUCCGCUGCAGCCUCCAGCGAAGAAGACCCCAAGGAAAGAGUCAAAGCUUUCGAACAUCCAGGUGGCCAUAUGGUUCCUAACAAGAAGGAUUUCAUAAGACCAGUCGUAGAAGAAAUCACUUCUGCUUUGACUAACUGA
Kazachstania africana CBS 2517 is the source of this 732-nucleotide messenger RNA. RefSeq names its product putative serine hydrolase (gene FSH1). Bases 1 to 732 code for a protein of 243 amino acids. The transcript has a single exon. Gene Ontology annotation, cellular component: nucleus; cytoplasm. NCBI's taxonomy places the organism in Eukaryota, Fungi, Ascomycota, Saccharomycetes, Saccharomycetales, Saccharomycetaceae. The record is from RefSeq and is a predicted model, not a curated record.